AUGCAUUUACCGGCUUCCCUGGUCGAUUUUAACGGCAAAUCAAUAAAUCGAUAUUUUCAGAAAAAUUCGAUGCAUGCAGACUCACGGCGUCUUGAACUGUCGAACGGUAAAGAGGCAAAGGUGGAGGAGAAAUGCGAACGAUACCAGGGCGACAUUAAAGGCUUUCGACCGGUCGAAAUCACUCAAAACAAUCAGAAACUGCAGCUCGACCCAAUAACGCACAGUGAAAAUGUCCCGGAUCUGUUCGCCCAUAUGCGUUCACAAUCAUCGUUGAUUCCUGCAUCCACAACGGAGGUGAUUACAAAUCCUGAUGGCAGUACGACGACACGAGUACGAAGCAGUAAAAGUUACAGUUCACACUUCUCCAAACAUGAGACGUUCAUCAAUGGCGUGAAGCAGAUGUCGAAAAGCACUUUCAAGGCAUUCGUCGAGUACAAAAAGGAGGAUAUCGUGUCAAACUGGCAGAUAACGCUGACGAUUUGUCCGAAGAGGAGACGGAAGAUGAUGAUCGCGCUAGCAGGUGCUACUCGGAAAUUACCGACAGCCGACAGCGAAAGUGACAUCCAACCGUACGCAGCUCAAUCAAAACAACAGGCUGAAGCGAAGAAACGUUACGACAAGGCCUGGUUUGCUGCCAAGGAGCUGGUAGAUAGUGAACAGCGCUAUGUGGAGAAACUGCGGCUACUAGACGAGAUAUUCCGUCAGCGAGUAGUCAAAGAAGCCGCGAUCGAUAAGGAGAAACAACAAAAAUUGUUCGCAAACAUCUCCAGCCUUCAUCAAUUCCACAAUACACAUUUUCUUCCACAGCUUAUGGAAGCAAGUCGUGAUUGGCAUACUACCAAGAGGAUAGCGAAUGUGGUCCGUAAGCAGGCACCUUUCCUGAAAAUGUACUCCGAAUACACUAACAACUAUGAACGAGCGUCACGAAUUUUCGAGGAAUUGAUAAAAGAAGAAGAAGUUCGCCGAUGUGGUACGGAGAUUGAAAAAGUUCCCGAAUGUGAAGGCCUCCCUCUCGCUCAUCAUUUGAUCUGCCCUGUACAAAGGGUCAUGCGAUACCAAUUGCUAUUACAGGAGUAUAAGAAACACCUACUCGAAACAGAUGUUGACUACGAGGACACUGCUUUGGCUCUUCAACUCGUUCUUCAAGCCGCAUCUCAUGCCAAUGAGAUGAUGAAGAAGCUGGACGGCUUUGGAAAAGUGAUUGAAGGUACAAGAGCAGCUAGGAACUCGAUAUCAUUGGUGUCACCUGGACGAGAGUUGCUCAAAACCGGCGCGCUACAGAAAAUUUCAUCGACCACCGAGAAAACCGAGGAACGAACGAUAUUCCUCUUCAACGAUCUCAUUCUGUUGGCCGGUGAACGAAAAAUGAUCGGGCUCUACAAAUAUCGUCUGAGAGCGGUGUUCCAUGCAUGCCACACUCAGAUAUGCGAAGGUGACAAUCUUGAGAGGGAGCACUCAUUCUACAUAAGAGGCUCCGACGGCAAUGGACCACAACGAUGUGUUGAACUGUUCUCA
Molecule: messenger RNA, 1515 nt
Organism: Ostertagia ostertagi
Lineage: Eukaryota; Metazoa; Nematoda; Chromadorea; Rhabditida; Trichostrongylidae
Source: the annotation of a GenBank genome assembly